This is a messenger RNA of Aspergillus caelatus, 2163 nucleotides long. RefSeq names its product glycosyltransferase family 15 protein. The record is from RefSeq and is a predicted model, not a curated record. NCBI's taxonomy places the organism in Eukaryota, Fungi, Ascomycota, Eurotiomycetes, Eurotiales, Aspergillaceae. Bases 531 to 2045 code for a protein of 504 amino acids. Gene Ontology annotation, cellular component: Golgi apparatus; membrane. Gene Ontology annotation, molecular function: alpha-1,2-mannosyltransferase activity. The transcript has 5 exons. Gene Ontology annotation, biological process: cell wall mannoprotein biosynthetic process; protein N-linked glycosylation.
UUUCAUUUCAUCGAUUGCCUCCCGCAGUCUGCGACCUCCCACCCGAGUUCCUCUUCCAACCUGAUGCGAUUGAUGAGCUCGUCGACUUGCUCCGUGUUCCCGGCCUCAUUGCUAAGGACAUCAGUCCCCUGCGUUGCUGUCAACGUUUCCCGCCAUCUCUAUCUGGCCGACAACUGAAAGGGGAAAAGUUGGAAAGGAGGCAUUUCCUCCGGCCGCUCGUUUUUUAUUCUAUAUUUUUUUUUGUUCGGUGGCCAAUAUUCUUAUCUCCUUUGUUAAUAAACCUAUUAAUUGCAUAAGAUAUCAUAUACUCGGAGCGUAUCUCGCUAGCAUUAGAAGUGUGGGUUGACCUCACUGUUACUUGCAUGCGAACCGUCCCCCUUUCAGCAGCCCCGAUUUUCACUCAGAUACGGCAGUCAUCGACUCAGUCUUCCCCGGAUUUCCGCAAAAUCUCUUUCAUGUUCAGUGGAACCUGUUAACACUACUUGGCUUGAUCUCUUUUGAAUCGACGCAGUGUGAGCAGCCUUGCGCCCAUGGGGUUGACGCAGCGAAUCUCAAAAUGGCUGCCCUCUUCGCCGAGUCUCCCUGUGGAUGACGUUUCGCGCGAAAAGGGCCGCAACAUUUCCAGAUUCGCGUUCUUCAAAAGAAGAAUACGCUUGAAGGGCAAUUCAUCGAUUUCUAUACCCUUGGGAUUUGUUUUGCUAUUUCCAUGCCUUGUAAUAGUCCUAGUUUUACUUCUUUUUGUUCGACACCCUUCUUCUCCCGGUGGCAUUUUAAUCCCAGCUGGCACACCUCCAUCUAUAAGAAAAAUAAGUGAAAAGCAUGACAAGGUCUUCGCCUCGGGAUGCCUGCAGGUUGAGAAAGAGGUUGAGGGCAAACGUGCGAAUGCUGCGUUCGUCGUUCUCGCUAGGAAUAAGGAGUUGGACGGCGUCAUCCAGUCUCUCAAGUCAAUUGAGAGACAUUUCAACCGAUGGUUCCACUAUCCUUACGUGUUUUUGAACGACGGCGAUUUUGAUGACAAUUUCAAGGAUACCGUGAAGAAUUAUACAAGUGCUCCUGUGGAAUUCGGCAAGAUUGACGAUACCAUGUGGGGUUAUCCUAAGUGGGUUGACCAUGACGUGGCAAAGGAAGGCAUCAGAAAGCAGGGUGACGCCGCUAUUAUGUAUGGUGGAAUGGAGAGUUACCACCAUAUGUGCAGAUUCUAUUCUGGCUUCUUCUACAAACAUCCCCUCCUCAUGAAGUACGAAUGGUACUGGCGUCUGGAGCCAGAGAUCAGUUACUUCUGUGACAUAACCUACGACCCUUUCGUCAAAAUGGCUGAAGCAAAUAAAACCUAUGGAUUUACGAUUGCCGUUAAAGAACUUCGUGAGACUGUCCCCAACAUCUUCCGCUAUGCCUCGGCCUAUAAGCGGAAGCACAAUCUCGAGUCAAAGGGACUUUGGGAGAUGUUCCUCGAAAGGCCACCUGAGGAGGAGCCCAAGCCCGAGGAAGGAAAACAGGAUAAGCUCCCUGAGGAAAUCCUGCAAAAUGAGCCUGGAGAGAACACUGUUCCCGAUGUCGACCCUGAGGCCAUGGAAGGCGAAAAGUAUAACAUGUGCCAUUUCUGGAGUAACUUUGAAAUCGCACGCUUGGACUGGUUCCGCAGUAAGGAAUACGAAGAGUUCUUUGAAAUGAUGGAUAGGAGCGGUGGUUUCUGGAUGGAAAGAUGGGGUGAUGCGCCUAUCCACUCACUAGCCGCAGGCGUUCUUCUGUCGCCCAGCGACAUCCACUAUUUCCGCGAUUUUGGCUACCGCCAUACGACCAUCCAACAUUGCCCCGCUAAUGCUCCCGCCCGACAACUCCCACGAAUCCCGUGGCUUGAAAUGACCACGGAAGAUGAGAAAGCGCGGUUCGAAGAGGACGAGUACUGGGCAAAUCCCGACCCGGUCAAAGAGAACGGUGUCGGCUGCAGGUGCAGGUGUGACACAGAUAUCGUGGAUGUUGAGGGUAAACAAGGCAGCUGUCUUGCCGAGUGGGUAGAAGUUGCGGGAGGUUGGGCUUCUCCCUAGAUUCGGACAACUUCAUGCUUUGUCCGCUGUAUAAUCAUCGCCUCCUCGUUUCCAUGCCUUUUUUGUUCAACUAUGAGCAUUACUCGGGUUGCCGUUGGAGUUAUUGUUGCUUGAGCCG